Rotaria socialis is the source of this 840-nucleotide messenger RNA. Lineage: Eukaryota; Metazoa; Rotifera; Eurotatoria; Philodinida; Philodinidae. The record is from the annotation of a GenBank genome assembly.
AUGAAUCUAAAUGCAUCAAUUAGCCGUAACUCAGUAGACUUGGAUUCAACACUAAUAAAUACAAGUAUUGGUGCACCAACACCAAAAAAUGUGCCAUCGGAGACGACAACAACAAAAACACCAGUGUCAGGAACACAUUUAAUCAUGCCUGAAUGGGUACAUUGUGAACUAUGUAAAAGACGUGAAAAUAACGGCUCUCACAAUACUCGAUUACCACUUGGCUAUUGUCAUCCAUGUGGCCAUAUUAUCUGUCGAGAUUGUGCUAUGCAUAAUACGAACGGUCAAACUUUACAUGUAACUGAAGCACAAGUGCGCGAACAAAUUUAUAAACUUUAUUCUAAUAUGUAUAAACAAUUAUUUGACGUAUUUGACUAUCAAGAUGCAAAAUGGAAUCAAUUAAUGAUGCAUAGAAGUGAAUAUCUGAGACAAAUGAAUAAAAUGAAAAAAGGAAUGAUUGAAUUAGAUGAAACAAGACGUAUCAAUAAAGAAUUAUUAAAGAUUUGUCAAGGACAAGAACAAGAUCAUGCUCGCCAUCAAGAUGCUAUUCGACAACAUCCAUCAACAAUACGACCAUCAUCAGUCGCUUCAUCAACAUCAUUAAAUUUUGGACCUCAACAACGGCAACAGAUAAAUCAGAAUUCUUCGUCAGUGAUUAAACCGAUGGUUAUAGGACGAUCACCCAGUGCUCAACAUCAACAUGUGUCUACACCAGAACCUGAUAAAUUAAUGACAUAUGAACAAGCAAUGGUUUAUGCACAUCCAGCAUUGAAAGAUGCUUUACGUUUAGCUCAUCGACGUAAAAUGUCCUCGAAAAAUAGUGAAACUAUAACGUCAAAAUAG